AUGCCACCAAAGAAGGUUGUGAAAGCCCCUGCCAAGGGCAAAAAGGUCUCCGCUCACCUUGCCGCCGCCGCCGCCGCCAACAGCAGCAGCACCACCUCCACUACCUCCACCUCCACCACCGCCACCACAGUCGUCGCCACUUGCGAGCCCCGUAACAUAUCCAAUCGCACGUUACAGUGCGAAGCCAAAGGCAUUCCGUGGUUUAUCGGAACCAUGCGGGAAAAUUUCAACCAGGCCCUCUGCCGUACACAGAAGGCCCUCGAGAAAACCCAUGAGUGGCGGGACGCCAACCCUGCUGUCAAAAAGACCAUGCUCCAGGCUGCGCGCUCCCAAAAGGAGCAACAAGAGAGGGACCUAGGCUAUGAUUGGCGAGUUGCGGCAAGAAAUAUGGGCUUUCGGGCCAAGGGCAAUAACUUUCUUUGGAAAGAGGGCUGUCCGAUUUACGGCACCGCAGGAGCCUCGGAUCCCACCGAGGAGGAGGAGGAGGAGGAGGAGGAGGAAUUGCCUUUCUCUCUCCCAGACAACGAGCCGACAAUCAAGAAACGCCGCCGAGACGACGAAGACGACGACGAAGACGACCCCAACGGGGAUUAUACCAAACGCGCGUUUAAGCUGCCGCCGUCUUCUCCGGCGCUCUGCGGUCUUCGAAGUUUAGAUCUCUGGUGCCGCCCUGCUCCACUCUGUUUUCCUUGGGUUAGUUUGAUACCCUCAAUCCACCUCAAUCCGUUUCUCAAGCCGUCGUUAGACUUUGCGCCACUCCGUGGCCGCCUGGCUCUUCCUAAAGCUGCCGGAGGGCGCAAUAUCUGGACUUGUUUGGUGGAAUAUCGCGAGCUGCAGGCUCAAAUCAAAUUAUUCCUCCGCUCUUCCAUCAUAUUCACACGUGCCAAGACUUCUUGA
This is a messenger RNA of Botrytis deweyae, 897 nucleotides long. RefSeq lists its product as uncharacterized. The coding region runs from base 1 to 897 and encodes 298 amino acids. The record is from RefSeq and is a predicted model, not a curated record. Lineage: Eukaryota; Fungi; Ascomycota; Leotiomycetes; Helotiales; Sclerotiniaceae. The transcript is spliced from 8 exons.